AUCGUACUUGUAAGUUUAAUCGAUUUUAUUGUUGUUAGUUUUCCGCACUAUUGUUUUGUUUGUGAAUUUAGAGUUUAAUACCCGGUUUAGUGGUUUAGUUGUUAUUUUCUUACUGUAACAUAUCUGUAGGAGCUAUUUACAAUGAAUUUGUCAGUAUUUAGUUCGGCUGUGGUUUGCCGUUGCUUCUCAACUUCUUUAGCUCGCCAUGGGAAAAGAAACUUCAGGAAGUUCCCUCUUUUUAACAAGCGAGGAACAAGAUUGUUUAAACAGCGUCAAGCAGCGAAUCCAGAUCCAGACAUGACUAUCUACAAGUACGGGCUGAGGGACAUUGGGUACAUGUCGCGGGGGAGGCACGUGACCGUCCCGGAGAUGGUCCCGGAGCUCGUGGUCCCGGACCUCACUGACUUCCAGCUGAAGCCGUACGUGUCGUACCGCGCCCCAGACGUGGUGCAGUCUGCCUUCACGGCCGGCGACUUGUUCGGUGCGGUGUACGGCGCGAAGGUGGCGGCGGACUUCAAGCAGGGGAAGCUGGACGAGGGGGGCCGCCCGCUGGAGCCGUCGCCCGAGGAGUCGCUCACGCCCGACCAGGCGCUCCUCCGCGCCCGCCAGACCGGAGCCGACCUGUUCACGGAGGACUUCCCGGGCAGGGAUGCGACGGGGCGACGCCAGGCGUGACGUCGUCUACAGCUAGUUCGGUUUGUUCUUGCGUGUCUCAUCAGAACAAAGUAUUUGACUUUGUAAGUUUAUGGUGAAUAAAACCAAAGUUUAAGAAGCCA
Molecule: messenger RNA, 776 nt
Organism: Bacillus rossius redtenbacheri
Lineage: Eukaryota; Metazoa; Arthropoda; Insecta; Phasmatodea; Bacillidae
Gene: mRpL41
Product: large ribosomal subunit protein mL41
Exons: 3
Coding region: 142-675 (177 amino acids)
Biological process (GO): translation
Cellular component (GO): mitochondrial large ribosomal subunit
Molecular function (GO): structural constituent of ribosome
Source: RefSeq, a predicted model, not a curated record